AUCCCAUCCAUCCCCCUUCCCCAUCUCCAUCCAUCGCACUACAUUACUGCCAUCAUCCAUUUUAGAAUACUUUGCGACGCCGUUCAAUCUACGACCGCUACAUCAACACUACCCGAGUUAUUUGCCAGCAUCAUCUUCUCCAACUGGGCCGUAAGCGCUGCGGACAAACCACCCAACGCCAGACUUGUUGGUUGGCGGAACAGAAUCUGCACGACGCAGCCUACGCUAUCCAUCCACACCGAGCGAUUUCCAAGCCAUUGGAUUUAUAUUCUCUGCAGUCAUGGAGGACACAUCCUCGACCAAAGUCGACGCUACCCCAGCCAAGCCGUUACAUCCUAGUGCGAUCUAUAAAUCAUGGAAGAAGAAGUAUCGCAAGAUGCGCAUUGUCUUUGACAGGCAGAUGCAAAGUGGCGAGGAGCUGCACAAGAAAGAAGCCAAGGCUGCAGCCAUCGUGAAGCGCUUGGCUGUCGAGAACGACCAACUCCUCGACAUGCUGUUAGAGGUCAACAACUCAGCCCAGAUCCCCUUCGAAAAGCGAAUAGACAUUGCUCUACGACCUCCAUCAGAUUCCGAUCAGCCGAUACUGCCCAUUGACAAGGCAUGCUCAACCCAAAAGGAGGAAGCCCUCCGACGUCUGGAGACGCUUCUUAACGACGUACCACAUACAUCAUACGCGACAGCUAAAGAGAACAACGCUGCAUUCGUGCAAGACCUCGCUGCCGUAACUGGCGAGAUACACCCAGCCAGCUUUCUCUCCGCCGACGACAUCGACGACUACAUCCACGCCCUUGACCAAGUCUUGCCGCCAACCGACAGCCCCAUCCCUACGCUGGCCCCUGCUUCUCGCUCUGGCGGGAUUUCGUCGCAGGCACAAGCACAUGCCAAGAACCCUACUAGCGUUGGCAACUGGCUCCGCAAACAUGCACCCAAGAGCUUCCUCCAAGACGGCGAUAACGACGACGAUAAGGACACUUCGAAACGCUCGCGUGGCGGCAGAUCCGAGCGUUCUGGAAAGACGGCAUCUGGAAAGCCAGGCAAGAGAGGCAGAGCAUCUGAGAGACCGGCUGAUGGCGAUGCAAGCGUGGACGAGGACGCCGACACGAGCCGCGCUCCCAAGGGCUCGCGACCCAACAAGCGCUCCAGCCUCGCUGCAGACAAGGACACUGAUGCCAGUAUGGAUGACGACGGCGAGAACGGUACCCCAGCACCCCGUGGCAAGCGCAAGAGAGAGGAUGACCAAGGAUCCAAGCACAGCAACGGGGCCUCUCGCCCGUCAAAAAAGAAGCGCAAGAGCGAGGGCGAAGGCGCCUAAAUGUGUACUAGUUUGAAGAGACAUUCACCAGCUUGCGGUUGAAAAAGCGUAUUUUGUUUCUUUUCUUUUUUCUAUUUCAGGAUCUGUGGCGGCGGUGCCGACGGCGUAACAUGGGCGAGGAGGAUUGGCUGAGGCUUUGUGCAUGUGUAGUUUUAUAAUAUCUGGCGCACAACGUGGAUACAUUUUGCUAGAUUUCAGGGAUUUCUUGUUUUCGGAAUACAUAUUUCUAUCUUACAUUCCAUUACCCCCUCUGUGACGUUUCUAAGAACCAAAGGACCAGCUUGUACUUGCAGACAAUGAUGGUAUAUUGCUAUAUGCUGUAAGAAAAAAAAAGGAAGAGAAAAGACAGUUAGUUGCUUUGCUUCGACAUGUGUUUCAUGCCUCCAGAUCGUAGUAACAAAUGACACUAUCUAAAUAUAUGCCGGAUCAUCUGUAAAUAUGCCCUCCCAUUUUUGGUAACCAAGAAAACAUCAUCUUUUGUUUAUUUUUAUAUCAAAAAAGUUUUAUUCAUCUUUUACUUAAUUUGGUGCGUUUGCAGAAUCAGCCCGGGGAGAGGAAGUGAUUUACAACUUCUCCUUGAGGGUGUUCUUCAUGCGGCGCUCAACGGCGUUGAGGUACUCGUUGGUGGUGACGUAGUCCUCGCGGCCGUUCUUGCCGCAGGCGAGAGCAAGAUCCUUGGUCAUGAUGCCGUCAAUGUCGACGGUGUCAAUGCAGGCCUUCUCAAGGCUCUCGGCAAAGGCGACGAGCUCGGGGGUGUCGUCGAGCUUGCCACGCUGGAUGAGACCACGGGUCCAGGCGAAGAUGGAGGCAAUGGGGUUGGUGGAGGUCUCGUUGCCCUUCUGGUGUUCGCGGUAGUGGCGAGUGACGGUGCCGUGGGCGGCCUCGGACUCGAAGGUCUUGCCGUCGGGGGUGAUGAGGACCGAGGUCAUGAGGCCGAGGGAGCCGAAGCCCUGGGCAACGACGUCGGACUGGACAUCACCAUCGUAGUCUAAAAGGGGUUAGCUUUACACAGAAGAAGGUGUAUAAAAGGCAAAAAGGGGGAACGUACUCUUAAGGGCCAUGAUGUAGCCACCGCUGCUCUUCAUCAUCUGGGCGACCAUGUCGUCGAUGAGGCGGUGCUCGUACCAGAUCUUCUUGGCCUCGAACUCCUUCUUGUACUGGGUAUCGUAGAGCUCCUGGAAGAUGUCCUUGAAGCGGCCAUCGUACUUCUUAAGGAUGGUGUUCUUGGUGCUCAUGUACAGAGGGUAGUUCUUGUCAAGAGCAAGCUUGAAGGAGGCGUGGGCGAAGCCACGGAUAGACUCGUCGGUGUUGUACUGGGUCUGGGCAACACCACCGCCCUCCUUGAACUGGAAGACCUCGAUCUCCUCGGGCUGGCCGCCCUCGGGAGUGUAGACCAUGGUGAGCUUGCCAGGGCCGGGGAUGACACGGUCCUUGGCGCGGUACUGGUCACCGAAGGCGUGACGGCCGAUGAUGAUGGGCUGCUUCCAUCCGGGGACGAGGCGGGGGAUGCGGGGGAUGACGAUGGGCUCACGGAAGACGGUGCCGCCGAGAGCGUUACGGAUGGUACCGUUGGGAGAGAGCCACACUAGAUGGGAGGACAUUGUGUUAGCAAGACGGGGGAAGAUAG
This is a messenger RNA of [Torrubiella] hemipterigena, 2939 nucleotides long. NCBI's taxonomy places the organism in Eukaryota, Fungi, Ascomycota, Sordariomycetes, Hypocreales, Clavicipitaceae. The record is from the annotation of a GenBank genome assembly.